AUGCCUGAUUUCACGGAUAAUCUUCGCCCAAGCCAACCAGAUGGGCCAACAACACUAGGCCGUGAGCGUCAACAAUCCAACAUCGCCACUGAAGAGCUUGGACAGUAUUUGUUGGGCUCGGAUGGAUUUUUGGAACGACAAGCUCGGAUCCUGCCCAUCAUAGAACAAGAGCCACUUUUCUCCAAAGAACAACAACAAAACCUCUCCAGACCGGAAAGGUUCAAGCUAGGAGUUGCGCGGGCAAAACUCUUACGCCGAAUGAAAGACACGCAUAAAUGGAGCUACCUCGAAUACCAAAUGGCCGAGUACCUGGUCGACGACGUGUCACCUUACUUCCUGCACAUGGAGAUGUUUAUCACGACCAUCCGCGAACAGGCCAGUGAGGAACAGCAGGCGUACUGGCUGCCCCUGAUCGAGUCCUGGAAGAUCAUUGGUGCAUAUGCACAGACGGAACUGGGACACGGGAGCAAUGUCCGUGGCUUGGAGCUUGAGGCACGUUGGGAUAGCCGGACCAAGGAAUUCGUGCUGCAUAGCCCGACGCUUACGGCAAGCAAAUGGUGGAAUGGCAGUUUGGGCCGUUUAGCUAACCAUGCUAUUGUGGUCGCUCAAUUGCUUCUGCCGGAUCCUAGCUCGCUGGAUCAGUACAUUUCGCAUGGCCCUCAUCCGUUUAUUGUGCAGGUGCGGGAUAUGAAGACACAUCAACCGUUGAAUGGGAUUGUUGUUGGAGAUAUUGGGCCGAAAUAUGGCUACAUAACUAUGGACAAUGCGUAUAUGCUAUUUGACCAGUUCAGAAUCCCACACACUGCUAUGCUAUCCCGAUACUCAAAAGUCGACCCCAAAACAGGAACCUAUACCAAGCCAGAGCAGCCAGCUCUGAUAUAUGGAUCACUGACCUAUGUGCGGUCGAACAUGGUCCACCGCGCUAGACUCGUCCUCGCACGGGCAGCCACCGUUGCGGUGCGGUACAGCAGCGUGCGACGCCAGUUCCAAGACCGAGACGGCGACAAGAAGGGACCGGAAAUGUCCGUUUUGGACUAUCCAACUGUCCAAAUUCGGAUCCUGCCUCUUCUUGCCACGACCUUUGCACUUCACUACACAGGUCUUGCCAUGCAGGCAGUCUACAAAAAAGCACGACGGGAUAUCGAGAAGGGAGAUUUCCGUUCUUUGGCUCAUAUGCACAGCAUGUCUUCCGGAUUGAAGAGUCUGUGUACCAUCCUCGCUGCGGAUGGUAUUGAGACAUGUCGACGUGCCAUGGGUGGGCAUGGCUUUGGUGGUGGGAGUGGCUUGAUCCAGGUCAAUAAUGAUUACCUCUCCAAGCCCACUGUCGAGGGUGAUAAUUGGAUGAUUACACAGCAGGUUGCGGCAUACGUGAUUAAGAGGAUGACUGCUGCUGUCAAGUCGCCUGAUACUGCCGGGGUUGAUGAGACUGAUGCUCGAUUCAAAGAAUUCAUUCGCAAUAAGCGCCGGCCAGGAUCAGAGAAGCAGACAUACGAUAUCUUGAACAGUGAUUUUCACAUUGUUAAGAGCUUUGAGCUGAGAGCUACUGCCAUGGCAUACGAAGCAUACGAACAAAGAGUCAUCAAAGAACGGAACUGGAAUAGCCUUCUCAUCCAGCUUCACAAGUUAAGUCGCGCACAAUCCGAAUCGAUCAUCGUCGCGACCUUCUUCGAUGCCCUCUCUAACGACAAAGCCCUCUCAGAACCCAUCAAAACCGUCCUAUGGGACUGUUACCGUUUAUUCGCAUUAUACAUCUUCCGCACCAACGCCGUCUCCCAGGCAGAUCUGAAUUCCCUAGCCAGUCGAGUCCAAGAGCUGAUGGCACGUAUCCGUCCACACGCUGUGAAACUGGUUGACUCGUGGAUGAUUCCUGACUACUUAUUGGACAGUGCGCUGGGCCGGUACGAUGGCCAUGUUUACGAGGAUCUAUUUAACCGCGCCCAUCGGUUGAAUCCCUUGAAUAGGAUUACUUUCAAUCCGAAUUAUUGGGAGGAUGAGAUCGUGAAGGGGAGUGGGCAUAAUGGGCGUGGUAUUUUGUCGAAGUUGUAG
Messenger RNA from Penicillium egyptiacum, 2046 nucleotides. The record is from the annotation of a GenBank genome assembly. NCBI's taxonomy places the organism in Eukaryota, Fungi, Ascomycota, Eurotiomycetes, Eurotiales, Aspergillaceae.